CCCCAAAUAUCUUCCAUUUUGGUCUGACUGACCCCCAGCGCACCACCCUCACAGCACACAAAAAGUGUGUGGGGAGCAAGACGAGCAUUUACAUACAAGAGCGCUUUGUACUCACUUUUUUCUUAUUUGGGGUUUAAGGCUGCACUAAAGAACGUUUGCUUGAUUUUUGAGUCUGAUCAUUUGUAACUGAUCACUCAGCUGAAAGGACACAUUCCAUUUUCUUUGCCCUGUUGAAGGAGGGCUAUCACAAGUGGAACACAACAGUUGAAGGAUUUCGAGCUGGCAUCAAGAACAGUGGAGAUACAUUUGUCAUCUAAGGCCAGGAAAUGAUAAAGUGGACGAGCGCAGAGGCUCAGUGAGUCCUUCAUGGUGACUUAAUGCCAGCUUGUUUGUUAAACGCGUGAAGAUCCAGAAACUAUAAGGUUGACAAGUGCUGACAGUCCUGGCAACAAUGGAUUCUCAAGGUGCUCCAUACCUGAACACCGGGGCACUGCUGUCACCUCUUGGUGCUGCCCGACUUUGCCAGCUGGCAAUGGGCUGUGCUGUGAUCGCCAUGGUAACCCACAGUGCCGGACACAGCGGUUCACAUGGCAUGUUCUGCAUGGCCGUUUGGUGCUUCUGCUUUGCCAUGUCCAUUGUGGUCUUCUUCUUGGAUGCCACUCGUCUCUACAGCUGCCUGCCGAUUUCCUGGGACAACCUGACGGUCACAUGUGCCGCCUUUGCCACUCUUGUGUAUGUGACAGCCUCUGUGGUCUACCCGCUCUUCUUCAUCCGAUCCGAGUGUCCCUACGCCGGCUGCGAUGUCCGAAAUUACCGCAUCGCCGUCACCAUCUGUUCCAUCCUGGGAGCACUGGCCUACGGGUCUGAGGUGGCCUUGUGUCGAGCCAGGCCGGGCCGGGCUGUGGUGGGCUACAUGGCCACGGUCUCUGGGCUCCUUAAAGUGGUCCAAGGCUUUGUGGCCUGCGUCAUCUUCGGCGCUUUGGCCAACGGGAGCCAGUAUUCCCGCUACGCAGCCACCAUCUACUGUGUAGUGGUCUAUUCUUUCUGCUUCUCUCUGACUGCAGUCGUGGUCAUCAUGACGGUGUGCGGGCGCACCAAGUCGGUGCGCUGUAUGCCCUUCGAUCGCUUUGUGGUGGUGUGCACCCUGUUGGAGGUCCUUCUAUACUUGAGUGCGUCGGUGGUGUGGCCCGUAUUCUGUUUUGACACCAAAUAUGGCUCCCCUUGGCGACCAUCGUCCUGUCCUCAAGGGGAAUGUCCAUGGGACAGUAAAGUUGUGGUGGCCGUCUUCUCCUUUGUCAACUUUGUGCUGUAUGUGACAGACCUGGUCUACUCUCAGAGGAUACGCUUUGUCUCGUCACGUUUGUCCACCUCCUCUAGGGCGUAGCGCUUCAACGAGAUGCACAAGUCUGAUGUCAUCACAAGACUCCAUAAACUUCAGGUUUUUAUAGGUUGGCGUGAACAAUUAUUUUGACCAUGUUAUUCCACGUGAAACUUUCUCUCAUACUUUCACCAAAGUUCUGCCUAUUCAGUAGCUUCGUGGAAUGCCAGCAUGGAAUCUGCCACACCCCAAACAGACACUACGAGAGGCACUCGGGGGUCCUUUGUAGCAUGUGGAGGGAUUAGGGUGGCCAUCAGACACUUGGUAUGUGCCAUUCUUGUCACCUGCGCUCUUAUCAUGCUUGCAUGUCUGCAGCUCCAAAAAUAUUCUUGCAACUUUCCCACCAAUUGUCAUGCUCACCAAUGGAAUGUCCACGCUGAGACUCACUUCACUUCCGUCUCGCUGAGACGUGCGUGCAGGUCAACUGUCUAACCAAUCAAAUGUGUCGCGCACACACAUCCUCAGUUCUUUGUUUACAUGAUAAACUCUCAUUGUCUCCUGUUGUUUUGGUUUUAUCUGCUUCAUGUCGGCAUUAUGGGGGACACUUAAAACAUCACCAAUUAGCAUGAAGAUGUCGAAACAGCACUUUCAUUCAAACAGCAGCAUAGACUGUAUUACUGUGUAGAAGGUAUUGGUAUGUAGAAUAUAUUCAUGUGUACGUGAAGAGGGAAAGGAUCCUAACAGCUGCGGCUUUUUGGAGGCCAACCUUGAUAUAUUUAGCCACAAGCUAAAGUAAUCCCUCAGUCUGCAUUCCUGUCCAGCAGCAGCAUGUGAAAAUAGAUGCACUGCAUCUUUUCUGUUGGAAAAAAAAUCCUGUAUAGUGUGCUAUACACACCUGUCUGAUGGCCUAACAUCAUACAUUUCUACAUACGUCCCUGUAUAAUACCAUACACAUCUUACAUGCCCAACUUUUUUCGGUUCGAAAGAACCAAUGGCAAUUAAAGAGAAAUCUGAGGACAAAGUGAAGGUGGUCUGUACACCCUCUGAAUGAGUCUUAUGCUAAUAAUGCUCUGAUUCGUCUUUCCUUACUGAGGACUUGGCUGCCCUGUGUCCUCGUCUCAGUUAUUUAUGACUUCCAUUCUCUAAUUGUACAGAUAAUUCAUUAGCAGAAUUACUUUAUGCUCUGGUUUUCCCCCAUUUUUUAUGUUUUUAUUUGUUUAAUUUUAUUUUUACAAUGUGUGACAGGUCCAUAAACAAUCCACCUCGAACCACAGAUGGGCCCUAGGCUGCACUUGUAGAUAUCAUUGUGUUUUUCUUCCUUUAUGUCCUAUCGUGCUGCUGUAAUCUACAUUUCUAUCUUGUCUUAUCUUAUAUCCAUCGGAACAAAUGAUGUUGUCAGACAUGUUUAAUAGAGGGCAAAUAUAUAUAUAUAAUGGAACAGUACGAGACAAUGUACCGAUAUCAACACACAUAACACCAUUUGAUUACAUACACUUAAAAAGGA
Molecule: messenger RNA, 2822 nt
Organism: Doryrhamphus excisus (bluestripe pipefish)
Lineage: Eukaryota; Metazoa; Chordata; Actinopteri; Syngnathiformes; Syngnathidae
Product: myeloid-associated differentiation marker-like protein 2
Cellular component (GO): membrane
Source: RefSeq, a predicted model, not a curated record